AUGGAUCGAAGAGACCAGUACAAAACUUUAGGUGUUAGCGUGGAGUCUCAGAGAAGUAAACGACGUGACCAGGAGGCAGAAAUCCGGAAAGAGAAACGCGAGAAGUUGUUGAGUGCAAAACGAGUUCGUUUCUCUGAAGUUGAAAGUGAUUGCGAAGUUGAAGACUUUACGACAGAACAAGUUCAAGAAUUAGCCAGGGUGAUACAAAAAUCAAACGAGAGCAAUCUGAAAAACCUAAAAAGUCUAAGGAAAGCGUUUGCACAAGGAAGUGAAUUAAUAAGCGUUUUUCUUGGAGUCGAAAACAGUGUGAGGGCUUUAGUCGGACACUUGACCGGGAACAACUCACAGUUACAGCAUGAAGCUGCUUGGUGCAUCACGAACUUGGCAACAGGCGCUCAUGAAGAUACUAUGAAAGUACUAAAAGCAUCCGCUGCUUAUCUUAUCACAUAUCUUAGCGGACAAAAUGUUCAACUGCAAGAUCAGUGUGCCUGGGCUUUGGGAAAUUUUUCUGGCGAUUCUCAGGAAUGUAGGGACAUUCUGCGAGCGCAGGGGAUCAUUGUACCAAUGGUUAAUCUCUUAAAGGUAUUGAAGCUGCAUUUCUUCUAUUAAUCAGUCUAACUUCGUAACCCGAAAGCAUGGUAAGACCAAUUGUUAUCAGAGCAAAAGAUUCCAAACCCAGAAUGCAGGGAUUCCUGAUAUGGGAGCUAAAGAAUGGAGGGUGACAGUCAGUGACAGCUGUCAGGAAUAAGAAUGAAUGUAUCUAGUUAGUAUUGAACGGAAAGGGCAAGAUAGAAUUCCACUUUGCUCCAGGUAGGGGCUAGACAAGGUUAGAUGUAAAAAAAUGCCCUGUACUUUUAUUUAUAACUUACAGCUUUCUCUUUCCCUGUCCCAAUUUACCUUGGUACACAUAUGAUGUCUUGUGCUUAAGAGGCAAGGUUGAAGAGAAAUGCUAUCUAGCUACUUUUAGCAAAUAAAUUUUACACUCAGACAGGAAAGAAGGUACCAGUAUUUCAGCAUUAUUGAUGUAGGAAAACCGUAAGUGUCCAAAGUUUUUAUGAUUUUCUGUACUUUGUGAAUGACUUUUUUCUCUUUUGCUGCAGUCACCAAUAUCCACUGUAGUGCAGUCAGCAGCAUUUGCUCUAUCCAACCUAGCCAGGGGAGACCAGGGUGUCGCUGAAGAACUGUUACAAGCAGGGAUAGCACCUCUGAUCAUUAGCCUCCUUACUCCAGGAAACAGCUCCACUGAUGUUGCUUCAGAAGUAGCUUGGGUAUUGUCAUACUUGACAUCCAAACCUAUCUGUGUGCCUCUAUUAGUAUCAGGAGGAGUUACCAAUAUUCUUGUAGAAUCCUUGAGUUUGCUGGCACAGCAAACUGAACUUGAUAGCCAAGCUGUGACACCAAUGUUACGAAGCUUAGGUUAGCUUCUUGUUUUUUAAAUUGUUGACAACUAAGGAAUUAUACAGUGUCGGGUCAAAGAUGAUGUAUGGGAGAUGAAACGUUAAGGGUGAAGGUCAUUUCAUGUUAGGAACUUGUUGCUAAGGUCCAGUUUGUGAAGAUUAUAUUUAGCCCUUUACACCCUGAAGUCUUUGUCAGACGACAUAGUCGAAGAUUUACAUUUCACUAUUUAUAGUACCUUGGUUUGUUGUUGUUGAUGUGUUUUGCCUUACUGUCAUUGGUGCAUUUCAAUCCUUAGAAACAAACUUGUAAUAACAGGAAAAGCCAGCUUGCUGUAAUUAGGGCCAACUUUUUUCGAAAAAAAAACUUGGAAACUGACAUAACUUCCAUAAACUUGAGUUUACAUCAAACCAGAUUUUGAUUGGAGAUUUUUGGCAUGCAGAUUUUGUCUUAAGUAAUGAAUACAGCUUAUUGAUUUUCUAAUUUUCUGUGGAUUUGCAUUAUGUCUAGGUAACAUUGUUAGUGGACCUGAUGAGUAUGGAAUCCAAGCAAUGCAGAGUGCAAAACUGGUUGGUGCAAUAAAAUUGUUUCUCCAGUCAGUACACAGGCAUAUAAAAAAGGAGAGUCUGUGGCUACUGUCCAAUUUGACUGCGGGACCAACAGAACACAUUGAUGUGUUAGUUCAAGCUGGAAUAUUACCACUUGUUAUGGAUCUGAUGUCAUCAACUUAUGAUAUUAAGAAAGAGGUUUGUCAAAAAGUCUCCUUAUGUAAGAGCUCUGGGCUCACCUUUUGUCAAAGUGAUCAUGAAGCAAUCUAAAUUCAUGAAAUGGUUCCUAGAGAUUGAAACUAUUAAGAAGGAGGACAUUUUUGUUACAUCUCUCAGUUUGCAUGUGCUCAAAGAUUGGUCAAUUUAGCAGGCCAUAUUUCACUGUGUGGCCUGCCAAAGUCAAAGGUUUCUUUGAGUGAAAUCUUUUCCCUCCAUCUAAACCAAGAAAUAGAAUAACUAUCUUACUUACCUCAUUUUCUCAGUCUGUGCUGUAAGUUUACGAACCUUGUUUUUUCUGCUCAGAUCUUUGGCUUUCAUUUUGUGCUUAACCAUAAAUCUGAGCAGAAAAAAUUUAGUUCGUAACUUUAGUACAGACCUCAAACCUUGUUUGUAAAAGGCACAUCUUUUGUAGCAAUCGUUUAUCUCACUUUGUUUAUAGGCCCCUAGACCUAAGUAACAAAAGUUAAAUUUGUUACAUGACUGCUUAAAAACAGGUCACCAAAUAAGCAUUUUUUGUCUCAAAUUUUAAGAGCCAAAUUCUUUUUACUUGCCAUAACUAAAAUGGUCAUCGCUUUGAAGGUUGUAUACCUUGAACUUUGGCCAUGUCCUCAAGUAUAGAAAUGGUUUGAUGCAUCACUGUAUCCUUAUGCAUGUUUGCUGUUCAGUAGAGAAGAGUGUAGGAUGGUCAGCUGUUAAACAGUGUAGAAAUACAGCUAGAAUUGUGUUGCUCAUGAAGAAAACAGCAAUUAUUUGUGGUACUUUAGGUUGCUAGAACUCUGAAAGAUCUCUUAAUUCAGUAAACAACAUGCAAAGUAAAGUGUUAUUUUUCUAACUUACAGUGUAUUGGCAUAGUGACUACUUGGUCUCUAAAAUGUUUGAAAAACCAGUUUGUCUUUUAAUUUUUUUUAUUUUUCAGGCUGCUAUUUGCUUGUGCAAUGUUGCACAUCAUGGUCCUGAAUACUUGAAGAGUGUUUUAGAUGUUGGAGCCAUGGAAUCAUUCAUUAACAUUAUGAAAUCUCCAGACCAAGACACUGUUAUCACUGGUCUUCAGUUUGUUGAGAUGUCUCUGAGAAAUUUUCCUGCAUCUAAAGACUUGUUUGAAGCUGGCGAGGGCAUUGCUUGUUUAGAAGCUUUGGAAUACAACUGUAAUGAAACAAUUUGUCAGUACGCAAAUGAGCUUCUUGAUACUUAUUUCAUGGAGGGAGGGCCUGAGGAGGGAGACUUUGGUGGGGAAGCAGAGAAUAGCGAAAAUGAUGUGUUGUCAUGGAGAUGCCAAGACAGUGAGAUGACAUCAUAGUGUGAUCUACACUUUUCGGAUUAGUUUUUAAUGCACAUUUCUUGGAGAAGGUUUUCACCAAAGAGAUAUUCAGACAUGAAGCCCAAAAAGAAAAAUUGGGCUCUCUAAUUAUCAAAGGUAGCAGAGGUUGAGUACAAUAAUUAUUGCAGUUCAGUUUUUGUUAACUCUUUCACAAGUUACCAAGACUAAAUUUCUUCUAACAAUAUAAAAACAAAAUCAAGCAGACAAGUGAUGAGAAUGAAGAAUACUACAAUCAAAGAGGAUUCUUAGCUGAUCCAACAUCAAUUUAUCCAAACUAAUUCCACAAGAAUUGCAUGAGAAUAAACAAAAAUGCCUGUAAACAGGCUUUAGCAUUUGCGUUUUGCUCACAGCUCCUAUUCUGAACACAGCCACCAAUUACAUCAUCAGCAGCCACUUAUGGAGAACAUUAUGGAAACCCCUUUUUUGUUUAACAUAUAUAUAUUUAUAAUGGAGAUACUGUUUCAUCUUGAGAGAAAUUACACCACUGUUUUCCUUUUCACAUUGAAGAAUAUACAGUAUUAGUAUAUACCACACAGGUGAAUAGAAUUUUUUUUGGCACACAUGAUUGGCUACUUUAGAAGUAAAUAGCAGGUACUUUUCACCUCCAAGCAGUGGAUGAGAUGAAAUCGUGCAUCAGGAGUUUACUUUCUGACCAUUUUGCGGUAUAUUGAAAGCAAGAUAAAUUUUGGUAUUUGUAUGGUAUAUACUAAAACAGUUUUUUACCUUGCUGUCAGUGAAAGUGGUUGAUAUUUAAUAACCUCACCACUUCAUGGCUCAAUAAAUAUCCAACAUGAUAUGUUGGAUAUUUGCCCUUUUGACUUUUUUCUUGACAACUGCCCACGUUCAAAAUGUUGGAUGAUACGUUGGAUGAUAUCCAUGAUAGUAAAGAUUAAUAGAUCAGAGAGGUGGAAAUGAAGUGUGUUCUUAAGUUAGUAGUCUUUUCUUAUCUUUUCUAAUUUUAAUUUUGACAUAAUUUACCUUUUUUCAACAACUAAGAAAAACUGUGCUCAAUUUUUUAACAUAGAAUGUUGCUAACAAAAUAUUCUGGCUAUGGUUACUCCUUUCAGAACCUGGUGAAUUAUUAAUUAAAAUUUCGAAAGUUAUUUUGAAUUAAUUAACAAUCUUUGUUUGGCUCACUCUUUGUAAGUGUCUUUUGUUGUUCUUUCCUCAUUCUGGAUCCAUCUUGUGUAUUUUGAUAGUCAUCAUUCUCAAGCUUUUAUUUUCAUUGACAGAUGUGUAUGGGUAAAGCCAAAUCAAUUUUCAGCAACAGAUGUUCCCUGACAACUUUACGUUUAGUGUGCAGACGGAACAAUAAAAUAUUUAAUCAGUUGUUUGCUGACAAGACCUUUUGUUCAAAAUUUGAAAUGCCAGUUUUUGAACGUGGGCAGUUGUCAAGAAAAAAGUCAAAAGGGCAAAAUUUGCUAAGCGUGGACGACUCCACGAGAAGACUUGAUAGAGAAAUUAUUAAGGGUUUGGAUUUAGGAAAAUAAAUUGUCACCAUCUUUUUCUCGAGAGAUAUCGUCAAUAAUUUUUCAGUACUUAUAUAUUCACAAGCGAAAAGUUACGUGACCAGCUGCAUUUGUUAAAAAAAAAGCCUAGAAGGAAAUUUCACACUUGUAUUUAAUUUCUGUCUCACUCUCGGAGACCAAAGAGGCAAAUAAUUGGGCGAGAUGAAGAUAAAAAUGCGUUCUAGGCAUCACGCGAAAGAACGGGU
This is a messenger RNA of Pocillopora meandrina, 5194 nucleotides long. The record is from the annotation of a GenBank genome assembly. Lineage: Eukaryota; Metazoa; Cnidaria; Anthozoa; Scleractinia; Pocilloporidae.